AUGACUCAAGAACAACAAAGCGAAUAUCUGGUGGUCAAAGGGGAAGAAAUCACUCUUCAGGGGAAGCCGAUUCUACUUAAAGGCGCUGGCUUAGGAGGAUGGAUGAACAUGGAAAACUUCAUCACUGGGUAUCCUGGACAUGAAUUUCAAGCUAGAGCAGCAAUCAAGAAAGCCAUUGGGCAGGAGAAAUACGAGUUCUUCUUCGACAAGUUUCUGGAGCACUUUUUCGGCGAAGACGAUGCCAAGUUCUUCGCGUCCCUCGGACUAAAUUGCAUUCGUUUGCCGGUAAAUUAUCGACACUUUGAAGAUGAUAUGAAUCCUCGUGUUUUUAAAGAGGAGGGCUUGAAACAUCUGGACAGGGUGAUCAAUCUGUGCGCCAAACAUGGUAUUUACACUGUCAUUGAUCUUCAUGCCGCACCUGGUGGUCAAAACAUCGAUUGGCAUGCCGACGCAGGUAACCACCAAGCAUUAUUUUGGGAGCACAAGGAUUUCCAAGAUCGAACAAUCUUGAUUUGGGAACAUCUUGCACGUCACUACAAAGACAAUACCUGGGUUGCCGGAUACAAUCCUUUGAACGAACCGACUGACUCAGAACAUACUCGUCUGCUGGACUUCUACGUGAGAGCGGAGAGGGCUAUCAGGGCUAUCGAUCCUUACCACAUUCUGUUUCUUGAUGGGAAUACAUUCGGUGCAGACUUCAGUCAUUUCGGUGAUCCCCUCCCCAACUCUGUUUAUGCAUGUCAUGAUUAUUCAAGAUAUGGCUUCCCUAACCCUCCUGCAGACUUUGUUGGCUCUCCUGAACAAGUGGCUUACCACGAGCGGUCCUUCAAUCGAAAAGUAGAAUACAUGAAACGGAUCAAGGGUCCAAUCUGGAACGGAGAAUUCGGUCCAGUGUACCAGAACGCCCACGAUGGGCUACCCGAUUGGAAAGAAAUCAACGAGAGACGGUAUAAUGUACUGGAAUGCCAGCUCGAUAUUUAUGCCAAAAGUCGAGCUAGUUGGUCAAUCUGGUUAUACAAAGAUAUUGGCUUCCAGGGCAUGGUGUAUGUCGGGGAAGAGACACCUUAUAUGACGCGGCUCAAACCAUUCCUCGAGAAGAAGAAGAAACUCGCGGCUGAUGAGUGGGGAUGUGAUGAUGUCCCGGUCCGUGACGUCUUCGAUCCACUCGAGAAAUGGUUCCUUGAUGCUGUCCCAUCUUUGGCUCAUCGAUAUCCACAAACCUGGAAGCCAGCUACGCACAUCGGCCGACUCGUACGGAACAUCCUGCUUUCUGAAGAGUUGUGUCACGAAUUUGGCAAGUACUUCGAAGGGCUGGACUUUGAUGAGCUGGAAGCUUUAGCCAAAAGUUUCUCUUUCGAGAACUGCAAGCAAAGGACCAAGCUGAACGACAUCCUUACGGCCGACUCGAAACGGACCGAUUGA
Messenger RNA from Kwoniella botswanensis, 1422 nucleotides. RefSeq lists its product as uncharacterized. The transcript has 16 exons. Gene Ontology annotation, molecular function: beta-glucosidase activity. The record is from RefSeq and is a predicted model, not a curated record. Gene Ontology annotation, biological process: glucan catabolic process. NCBI's taxonomy places the organism in Eukaryota, Fungi, Basidiomycota, Tremellomycetes, Tremellales, Cryptococcaceae. Gene Ontology annotation, cellular component: cell surface; extracellular region. Bases 1 to 1422 code for a protein of 473 amino acids.